CUACCGAUUGUGUUUCUUCGUGUCAAACGUCAAACGCCGAAGCGGAACGCAAAAAUUCACGCUCUCGCCUAAAAUUGUGAUAUUUUUCCGUAAAAAUCGUAGAUUCGAGGACAUUUCGUCGGCCAAAUUCCCGAUAAGGUCCUAAAAUCGAGGUGUGGAAAAAGUUCCUUUCCCGAGCACAAAGGCGAGAGUGUCAUCGGAGGUGUGAGAGAAAAGUUUAGGCAGGAAAUUUUGUUUAUAUCCACGAGUGCCGCUCAGCUGUUGUUUUUGUUGGUUGGCAACUGAAGGAACCACCAAGUCCCCAAAACUAGUUCACCGGGUCACUGUACCUUCUGACCGAAAUGACGAAUCAAUACGUUAGCCCCCUUUCGAUUGCGGUCAUUUGUUCCUCGAACAUGAACCGCUCGAUGGAAGCGCACGGAUUCCUGGCUAAAAAGCGUUUCAAGGUGCGCUCCUUUGGAACCGGCGACAAGGUAAAACUGCCCGGCACCGCUGCCGACAAGCCAAACAUUUACGACUUUGGAACCAGCUACGAUGACAUCUACACUGAUCUGGCCAGCAAGGACAAACAAUAUUACACACAAAACGGUCUCCUGCACAUGUUAGAUCGAAACCGUCGGAUCAAGCCUUCCCCGGAGAAGUUUCAACUCUGCACCGAACGAUUCGAUGUGCUGGUCACGUGCGAAGAGCGUGUCUACGAUCAGGUGAUCGAAUUUAUGGAAUCGAAAACUCCCACCUACAACCUGCCGGUGCAUGUGAUCAACAUCGACAUCCAGGAUAACCACGAGGAAGCGACCGUGGGUGCGUUUGCGAUAUGUGAUCUUAUUACCAUGAUGGCCCAAAGUGACGACCUGGACAACGACAUCGAUGAGCUGUUGCAUGACUUCGAGGGAAAAUGUCAACGCAGCGUACUUCACUGUGUCCUGUUUUACUAGUCUUGGGUUCGAUUUUGUUUUAGGCUCAAACAAAUUCUCUAAAGAAAGCAACUAUAGGAUGUGUUUAUGAAAAAUCUGUGAGAGGGGAAAAAAAUAGCAAAACAAUUUCUAGCUUUCAAAUUAAAUUUUUGUUACGUCCUUCCAUUUCCUUGUGUUUCGGAAUUGAGUCGAACUUGUUUCGAGAAAUUAUACAUGCCCCAUGAACAGACCACAAAUAGUGAACCACGAAACAAUAACCAAUGAAAAGAGAAAGGACGAAGGGGGAACACAACGGUUUUUUAAUCCAAAAACAAAUUCACACAUUACUUUAGCAGCAAACACGAGGUGAUUCGAUAUUACUCUGUAAGCGAACUAUAUUAUGAUACAUAUUUAUAUUUAAUAUAAAAGAUGUGUAAUUUCCUCUUUUGUACAACAAACACAAUAAAGUUACAAAGACAGUUUA
This is a messenger RNA of Aedes aegypti (yellow fever mosquito), 1377 nucleotides long. RefSeq names its product RNA polymerase II subunit A C-terminal domain phosphatase SSU72 (gene Ssu72). The record is from RefSeq and is a predicted model, not a curated record. The transcript has 5 exons. Gene Ontology annotation, molecular function: RNA polymerase II CTD heptapeptide repeat phosphatase activity. Bases 342 to 935 code for a protein of 197 amino acids. Gene Ontology annotation, cellular component: mRNA cleavage and polyadenylation specificity factor complex; nucleus. Lineage: Eukaryota; Metazoa; Arthropoda; Insecta; Diptera; Culicidae. Gene Ontology annotation, biological process: termination of RNA polymerase II transcription.